Molecule: messenger RNA, 823 nt
Organism: Drosophila suzukii
Lineage: Eukaryota; Metazoa; Arthropoda; Insecta; Diptera; Drosophilidae
Source: RefSeq, a predicted model, not a curated record
AAUCACAAUCUAAAUUCCGUCGACGUGUGUUGUUCUCUGAUUAUUACUCUAUUUUACGGUGUUUACCAAAGGUUUUUCUUGUUGAAAAUUUUUACUGGAAUUGAGUAUAGGCUAUAUAUCAUAAUUCAUAACAACUCCAACCCGAAUCGAAUCACAAUCUAAAUUCCGUCGUCGUGUGUUGUUCUCUGAUUUUUGCUCUAUUUUACGGUGUUUACCCAAGGUUUUCCUUGUUUUUGAAAGUUUUUACUGGAAUUGAGUAUUCUUGGAACAGCUUCGACAAAAUGGUGGGCAUGAUGUUGAAACAACUGCUCUACUCCACGGUGGUGCUCACGGCGAUCACGGCGACUCCCCUGGUCGAGGUAAAGUGGGAACUGGGCUACGAGGAGGGAGCCAGGGCGACCUUCAUAUACCAUGAAGUACUGCACACCGCUUUGGUGGCCCUGGGGCUGACCGCCCUGGCCAUGUCGCCCUAUUUGGCGAUCCGCGCCCGCUGGCGCUCGGCAUUUGCGAAGAUGACUUACUUGGCGGCGGUGGCCCCCUGGGCUUAUGUUUGCUGCUCGAAGUUCGCUUUUGCCUAUAAGAUCCAGCUCAGGGCCAUCUCUUACAUUUCGAACGAUGACCACUGGCACAACUUGGUCUUCGGCUUCGUCUCCUAUUGUGCCAUCUUUUGCCUGGCCAUGGAACAGAUCCUCCACUGGUCCCUCCUCUACCACUUGGUGACCGUCUUAUCGAAGGACUGGCGCACUCAUUUCAUCAUUUUUCUAUGAGUUUUCAUGUUUUGUUUGAAUAACGUUUGUUAGUCAUGCUAAAUAAUAUAGCUGCA